AUGUCAAGAUGUGACGUGGUGCUGGACGAUGGGGGAGCCGGAAUACCUGGAACGCUCGGCAUCAUCGAGGUUGGCUGGAGCGCAGGGGCAAGCCUCAAUCAGGAGUUCCCGUGGAGCGCAGAUGCAGCUGUGAUGAUUACAGGCGAAUGGAUACCCAAGUGUUCUGCAUCUCAUGUCGUCGAGGGUGAGUAUGCAUUGUUUUCGACUCCAGAGGUUCGACCCAUGAUAGGGUAUGUGUAG
Molecule: messenger RNA, 240 nt
Organism: Peronospora matthiolae
Lineage: Eukaryota; Oomycota; Peronosporomycetes; Peronosporales; Peronosporaceae
Source: the annotation of a GenBank genome assembly